GAAGAGUUCAGACUUAUCCUUGUGGAGCUGUUAGGACGAUUCGUUAGUUCGCUUGGACGCUAUUCUCAUUUUCACAAGUAAUCUGAGCAAAGUAUUGUCAGAGCACUGGUGGCUAUCAAACUGCAAGGCAAGGCAAGGCAGAAAUUUUCACACCAUUCUAUCGUGUCUUUUCUGUGGACCAAGUUUCACGUGGAAAAAGGGAAAAGUUAUAUUUGGAAUAGAAGAGAUCUCCGCCAAGUUAACGCGGUGUAGUAUCGUGAGGAACGUAGUGAACUGAGUAAAUCGAUUAAAGGUUAAAUUGCGAAGUGAAGUUAAACUAUAUACGGUGAAACUUUCUCGUAAAGUUUUUUUUUCAAUAUCUUGUUAAAUCUGUUGUUCGAGAACCAUCCACGGUCCCGCAAAGUUGUGCAAAUAAGGAAAAAAAGUGCGAACUUUCUCGCGUGGUAGUUGUACGUUUUAUCCUCGUUUUUUUAUCACGUCAAAUUUUCUUUUAAUUUCAUUAACAUUUAACAACAAUUCUCAGUGACUGUUAAAGUGCUGUUUAGUUUCGAGUUAAUUACAAGUUAUACGUUAACUAUAAGUUAUUGGAAAGAUCUGCUGUCUUCCAGUUAUUUGCGAAUUAAGUUGGUUGUGUUGAUUAAAAAUCAAUUCAAAACAUCGAGUGCAGAAGUGUUUGAAAACUUUCCGAAGUGUGUGAGACUGUGAUAUAAAUCAGUUCAGUGAAAUCCUAGCAACCGCAGUUAGUCGUGCUUGGAAAAGUGCUUUCGAAAACGCGCCCGUCAAGUGUCAAUUAAAAAACUGAAAAUCUCGCUGUGCGAGUAGAAUGGCUCCACCCAACAAUGAGCUAUCAUCGCUAGUGAUUGUGCCUCCUCGUAAGACGAUCGAACAACAUUAUGAUGAGGACAUUACCGAUCAACAGUCAACAAAACCGUCUGUCGAUUGGGAAGCACCAGCAGCACAAGGUCUUUAUGAUCCACAAAACGAACAUGAAGCAUGCGGUGUAGGUUUCAUCGUGUCAAUCGAAGGGAAAGCCAAUCAUAAGAUCUUACGCGAUGCCCAAACGCUUGCCAUUCGUAUGAACCACCGUGGAGCGUGCGCAUGUGAUAACGAUACUGGCGAUGGCGCCGGUGUUUGCGUGUCAAUCCCGCAUGACCUAUAUACCAAGGAUCUUGCACUUCGCGGCAUCCAUCUGCCGGAAUUGGGUCGUUAUGCUACCGGCAUCUUCUAUUUCGAUAAAAAUUCGCAUCUCGAAGCAAAAAAGGAUUUUAACUCGCUGGCAGAAAGCUUGGGAAUACAAGUGAUCGACUGGCGUGAGGUUCCGACCAAUCAGGAUGCGGUCGGUGCCGUCGCUCGCAAGAGUGAACCGAUGUCGCAGCAGGUUUUCGUCACGGCCGACGUCGACGAAGAAACCUUCAAAAGGCAAGUAUUUGUCUUGCGUAAACGUGCCACCCAUGAACUGCAGCGCCCGGGGCGCCGCUUCUACAUCUGUUCGCUAUCAACAAAGACUAUCGUCUAUAAAGGUCUUUUCACAUCGGACCAAUUGUGGGAGUAUUAUCUCGAUCUGAAAAAUCCGGAGUUUACGACCUACCUGGCACUGGUACAUACUCGAUUCAGUACCAACACAUUUCCAUCCUGGGAGCGAGCCCAUCCGUUACGAGUGUUGGCCCACAACGGCGAAAUCAAUACUCUUCGUGGCAAUGUCAACUUUAUGAAGGCUCGUGAAGGUGUCAUGAAAAGUGAACUGUUUGGUGACGAACUCAAGAGAUUGUACCCUGUAGUCGAACCUAAUCUAUCCGAUUCCGGCUCAUGUGACUGCGUACUGGAGUUUUUGACUCAAGUGGGCAAUCGAUCUUUGCCAGAGGCUGUGAUGACUAUGGUUCCUGAGGCAUGGCAAAACGACCGUACUAUGUCGCAGGAGAAGCGUGACUUCUAUCACUGGUCCGCUUGCGUAAUGGAACCCUGGGAUGGACCGGCGCUGAUCUCUUUCACUGAUGGACGUUACAUCGGUGCCAUCCUGGAUCGUAACGGUUUGCGUCCAUCGCGAUUCUACGUGACCCGUGACAAUUUGCUGAUCAUGGCUUCGGAAGUUGGUGUAUACGACGUUGAUGCUAAAGAUGUUGUACUCAAGAGUCGUCUCAAGCCAGGUCGAAUGCUGUUGGUUGACACCGAACAAAAAGCGCUGAUUCAGGACAUAGAGUUAAAGUCACAGAUUGCCCGCUCACGUCCGCACUCCGAAUGGCUGCAGGAGCAGAUAACAAUGGAUGAGAUCCGCCAAGAGGCCAUAGAGAGGAACAUUUACGCCGAUAUAGAGAAAUAUCAACCUUUGGAGAACGAGAAAGGCAUCAUGGAUCCACGAUUGCAGUUGUAUGGCUAUACCACCGAAACCAUCCACAUGUUGCUGCUGCCGAUGAUCAAGAACAAGAAAGAAGCGCUCGGCUCGAUGGGCAACGACGCACCCCUUGCUUGCCUCUCUGAAUUCCAACCAUUGCCGUACGAGUAUUUCAAGCAGCUUUUUGCCCAGGUUACUAACCCUCCAAUCGAUCCAUUCCGUGAAAAAAUCAUCAUGUCCCUGCAGUGCCCAGUUGGACCCGAGGCCAAUCUGCUGGCGGCAUCUCCAUCGCAGGUACACCGAAUCUGGCUAGAUAAUCCUAUCUUGAGCAUUCCGGAUGUUGAAGUUCUUAAACGAAAUCAGCAUCGCGGAUGGAAGACUAAGAUUAUCGAUAUUACGUUUCCAGUUAGAGAAGGACCGGAGGGUUACGUUGUGGCACUGCGACGGGUGUGCGCCGAGGCUCAAACCGCCGCUAAGGGCGGCUAUCAGUUGCUGGUUUUGUCGGACCGUGCUUCCAGCCGUGUGCGCGCACCUGUCUCCGCGUUGCUUGCUCUGGGUUCCGUGCAUCAUAAUCUAAUCGAAUCUCGCCAACGCAUGAAGGUAGGCUUGAUCAUCGAGACAGCUGAAGCCCGAGAGGUGCACCACUUCUGCGUCCUUCUAGGAUACGGAGCUGAUGCCAUUUGUCCAUACUUGGUCUUUGAAUUGGCCGAAUCACUUCGCGAUGAAACAGUUAUCGAUCCAGCACUUACUGAUGAGGUUAUCUACAAAGCGUACGCAGAAGCUGUCGAGACCGGCAUCCUGAAAGUCAUGGCGAAAAUGGGAAUUUCCACACUGCAAUCGUACAAAGGUGCCCAAAUUUUCGAAGCCGUCGGCAUGGGAACCGAUGUGAUUGACUUUUGCUUCCGCGGUACUCAGUCGCGUAUUGGUGGCGUGAACCUUGAGGUUCUGGCAAAGGAGGGACUUCUACGGCAUGAUCUUGUGUAUGGCAGCCAAAACGCUGAUACAAUAAUUCUACGUAAUCCCGGUCAAUAUCACUGGAGAGCUGGCGGUGAGGGUCACAUCAAUGAACCAGCUGCCAUUGCUGCCCUGCAGGAAGCUUCUGAGAAUGCAAACAAAGGAGCUUACGCCCGUUUCCGUGAUACAACGAUGCGUAGUGUCCAGCAGUGUGCUUUGAGAGGACAGCUCGAGUUUGUAAAGGGUCGUCCAAAGAUUGACAUCAACGAGGUUGAACCAGCUAGCGAGAUAGUUAAACGGUUUGCCACUGGAGCUAUGAGCUUCGGUAGUAUUUCGCUGGAAGCGCACACUACGCUGGCUAUCACUAUGAAUCGAAUUGGUGGUAAAAGUAACACUGGUGAAGGGGGUGAGAAUGCUGAUCGUUAUUUGAAUCAGGAUCCGCACUAUAACAAACGCUCUGCUAUAAAGCAGGUAGCUUCGGGUCGAUUCGGAGUCACGGCUGCUUAUAUAGCUAAUGCCGAUGACCUGCAGAUCAAAAUGGCGCAAGGUGCAAAACCCGGUGAAGGUGGAGAACUUCCCGGAUACAAGGUUACGCGGGACAUUGCCAAGACUCGUCAUUCGGUUGCUGGUGUGGGCUUGAUUUCGCCGCCCCCGCAUCAUGAUAUCUACUCGAUCGAAGAUCUGGCAGAAUUAAUUUACGACUUAAAAUGCGCUAACCCAAGGGCUCGCAUUAGCGUUAAGUUAGUAUCGGAGGUCGGAGUUGGCGUGGUAGCAUCAGGCGUUGCCAAAGGAAAAGCAGAGCAUGUUGUAAUUUCCGGCCAUGAUGGUGGCACCGGAGCUAGUUCAUGGACUGGCAUCAAAUCAGCUGGAUUGCCAUGGGAGCUGGGUGUAGCUGAAACUCAUCAGGUGUUAGUGCUGAACGAUUUACGUUCCAGAGUUGUGGUCCAAGCUGAUGGACAACUGCGUACCGGCUUCGAUGUUGUAGUUGCUGCCAUACUUGGUGCAGAUGAGUUUGGAUUCAGUACUGCUCCGUUGAUCGUGAUGGGAUGUACGAUGAUGCGUAAGUGCCAUCUGAACACUUGCCCAGUCGGUAUCGCUACUCAAGAUCCCGUAUUACGUGCCAAGUUCGCUGGAAAGCCCGAGCAUGUUAUUAACUAUUUCUUCAUGUUGGCAGAAGAGAUUCGUGAAAUUAUGGCUAGUUUGGGACUACGCAAAUUCCAGGAGCUGAUUGGUCGCACAGAUCUGCUUCAGGUUCGUAAAAACGUAAACCAAAAAGCUUCUUUGCUUGAUCUGCAGAUGUUGUUGAAAAGUGCAUUGGAUCUUCGCCCGGGUACCAAUAUCGUUGGAGGAUCUCUGCGUCAGGACUUCUCACUUGUUGAGCGGGUCGAUAACUAUUUGAUUGAAAAAUGCCAGGGUGUUCUGGCUGGAAGCGAACAGUCUAUUACCUUGGAUAUGAAAAUUAAAAAUGAAGAGCGUGCAUUUACCAGCACACUGAGCUACGAAAUCGCACGUAAAUAUGGAGAUUCUGGUUUACCGGAAGGUCGGUCAAUCAACAUUAAUCUAACCGGAUCUGCUGGUCAAAGUUUCGGAGCCUUUUUGGUAAAAGGUAUUAACUUAAACCUGGUUGGUGAUGCCAAUGAUUAUGUUGGCAAAAGUUUGUCCGGAGGAACCAUCGUCAUUCGACCGCCUGAGGAGUCACCAUUUGAAUCGCAUUUAAAUGUAAUUGUGGGCAACGUUUGCUUGUAUGGUGCCACCUCAGGAAGGGCAUAUUUCCGAGGUAUUGCUGCGGAACGUUUCUGUGUACGAAAUUCUGGAGUAACUGCCGUAGUGGAGGGAGUAGGCGACCAUGGUUGCGAAUAUAUGACUGGCGGCAUGGUUUUGAUUUUGGGAUUGACUGGCCGAAAUUUCGCCGCUGGUAUGUCCGGCGGUAUUGCUUACGUGCUGGAUACUGAUGGUACAUUCCGCUCCAAGGUCAACCCUGGAAUGGUUGAACUGCUUGGAUUAGAUCUGGAUGAAGAUCGUUUGGUUGUAAAAACUUUGUUGGAAGAGUUUGUCGAAACAACCGAUUCAGAAAUUGCUAAGGAGCUUCUGUCAAAGUGGCCAGAACCUUGUCAGCAAUUUGUUAAGGUAUUCCCUUACGAGUAUCAGAAAGCGCUUAAGGAACAGAAAGAAGAACUGGCUUUACAGAAAGAGCUUAAAGCCAUCACCAAUGGUACACCCAAACACGAACCAAAGGUUAAGGAUAUCGAAGAAACGAUACAAGAUGCCGCAUUAGCCAAGAAAAAGCUGGAUCAAGCUUUGGACAAAACGCGCGGUUUUAUCAAAUACAAACGAGAAACAGCGGUUUACCGUAACGCCGUAGAACGACAAAAGGAUUGGAAGGAAGUGUUCAACUUCGCUCAUGUUCGAAAAAAUCUAAAAAUGCAAGCAGCUCGUUGUAUGGAAUGUGGAGUACCUUUCUGUCAGUCUAACUCGCAUGGUUGUCCGUUGGGCAAUAUUAUUCCCAAAUGGAACGACCUGGUAUUCCAAGACGACUGGAAAGAGGCUAUUAACCAGUUACUGCAAACCAAUAACUUCCCCGAAUUCACGGGACGCGUUUGCCCGGCCCCUUGCGAAGGUGCUUGCGUUCUGGGCAUUUCUGAGCCAGCUGUUACGAUCAAAAAUAUUGAAUGUACCAUUAUUGAUCACGCUUUCGAGCAAGGCUGGAUUACACCGCAAAUUCCGGCUGAACGAACUGGCAAGAGGGUUGCCAUUAUCGGGUCCGGUCCAGCCGGUCUGGCCGCAGCCCAGCAACUUAACAAAGCUGGUCAUCUUGUAACAGUUUUUGAACGAAAUGACCGUCCUGGAGGGCUGCUCCAAUAUGGUAUUCCAACUAUGAAACUAUCUAAACAAGUUGUCAAACGGCGCAUUGAUUUGAUGAUUGAUGAAGGUAUUGAAUUCAAAUGUAACGUUCACAUUGGCAAGGAUCUAAUGGCGUCGCAACUGGAGCAAGAUUAUGAUGCGGUUUUGUUCACCACCGGUGCUACCUGGCCGCGUGAUCUAAAUCUGCCGAACAGAGACCUUAAAGGCAUUCAUUUUGCAAUGGAAUUUCUGGAGGGAAGCCAGAAAAGGCUGCUUGGUACUCGCUCGGAUUGCAUUUCGGCUGAAGGAAAGAACGUCAUUGUCAUUGGCGGUGGCGAUACCGGUUGUGAUUGUAUAGCAACUUCUCUGCGGCAAGGUGCUAAAACGAUCACUACUUUCGAAAUUUUGCCGACGCCACCGGAGAAAAGAGCACACGAUAACCCAUGGCCUCAGUGGCCGAAAAUAUUCCGAGUCGAUUACGGUCAUGAAGAAGUGCGCGUGAAAUGGGGCAAAGAUCCUCGCCAGUAUAGCACAACUACAAAGGAGUUCAUUAGUGAUGGUAAUGGUCACAUCAAGGGGGUCAAUACGGUGCAGGUCGAGUGGACUCAAAGUCCGACUGGACAGUGGAAAAUGAACGAAGUUCCCGGUACUGAGAAACAUUUCCCUGCUGAUUUAAUUCUACUCGCUAUGGGCUUUUUGGGACCGGAACAGGCAGCUCCGACUGAGAUGAAACUUGAGUUGGAUGGUAGAGGAAACAUUAAAACGUCUGUUGGUACAUAUGGCACAGCUAAUCCGAAAGUGUUUGCCGCCGGAGAUUGUAGACGAGGACAGUCGCUAGUCGUGUGGGCAAUUUCUGAGGGAAGACAGGCAGCUCGACAGGUCGAUUGCUAUCUAAUGGGUAAGCCAAGCUCACUUCCGGGUCCAGGAGGUGUUGUAGAUCCCACGCGAGGACCGUAAAUCUCAAAAAGGCAUUAUACAAUACAACAUAUAUAUGUGUAGCAGAGCUUUAUUGACUCACCUCAUAAAAGUGCGGAAAUCUAUCGAUAUUGAUAGUUCCGGAAGCGAUAUUUCCAGGUCAGACAUUCAACAUUCAAUCAGUAAGAACUAAUCACUGGUUUACUAUUAAACAAUAUACAGUAAAGUAUGUUCGAUACGUCCAGUAGGUUCGAUGCGAACUCAAAACAGAUGGAAGUGGAACAGGUCUAGUUAUCCUUAUUUGUUUCUCUUAGUUUAUGGGAUUCAUCAUUGUUCGUAAAAUAUUAUAGGAUACUAUUUACUAAUACUACUAUACUACUACUACUCAUGUUUAAUAUAAAUGAUUGUGAUUUAUGUUUUUUUUCAAACACUUCAUUGUAUUAUUCUUUAAACGCUAAAACGCUUUAUAAUGAUGAAUAAAUUUUAAUUUUAUUAUCUCUAAUUCAUCCACCAAAAACUUGUAAUUAUCAUUUACCAAUAGCUAAGGCGAAUCGAUAUCUAAAUUCGUUGAAUUAAGUGGAAAGAAUUUCCGACAAUUUUAAUUUAUACUGUGAUGUAACUUUUUCGAAUAUAAGAAACAUAAAAGUUGCCAACUAUAAAGUGACAUGCUUAAAGCAGACGAUACAACAUAUCUGUGUUAAUAUUGUCAUUUUAUAAGACAAACGGUUAGAGAUUUAAUCAUGUUGAUUAGUCGCUAUUUUGGUUAUUCGUUCGAAAAUACAGUUUCGUUUAUCUGCUGCUUCUUGUUUUUUGAUUUCCAUCUCAUCUUCAUUCUCCACUGCGUUGACAUAGGCUGUCCAUCAAAUCUGGCCGAUAAAAAUCGGAGAACCAAUUGUUAUUAUUUCACUAAAUAUCUCCAAAUAUACCUCAAAUAUCAUCGGCUGACUAAUGUCCGAAACAAAUUACACAAGCUUGAAAGACUUCAGUGGUAACUGGUAAUUUAGGUUGGUGAAAAUCUCGCCCAUAUUGCAUGAAUCGACUGGUUUUUCGCUACAAUCAUCUCACUUGACACGUUUAUCAUCAACCUGUCUCACGUCAGUAGCCACGAAUUGAAAUAUGUUUGUGGGUAGAACAGUCAAUUAAAUAUGACAUAAAAAUGACAUACACUACGAAGACACUUAUUUUGAAAAAAUAAGUUUAAAAUCUAUACUGAAACGUGUUAUUUAUGUGUAUUGACAAUAAUUAGAAAUCUAAUGUUUGUAUGAUUACCAGCCUAUACACCCGAGUUAACCAUUAUUGUAGUGGUUUUAUGGCUUAUUAAAGCUUAUAAGCGUAGAAAAGAGCAAAAAAGAACGAGUCCCUUUUACAACCAACAAUCAACAGAAAACACUCUAUUUAACCACCGUGUACUAUUGGUUAAUUUCAAUUGUGGCUGCGAAAUAGAUAAAUUUGAUCACAUAUCUGCCCUGCCAAAGCGAGUCAUUCCCCGGAUAUAUUUUAUCGUUAAAAUUUACAUGCAUUGACAGCGGGUUAUUUUAACUUUGUAAAACAUAAAAUUACUGGUGUAAUCAAACGCAAAAUGCUAACUAUGUCCUUGUUAAUUGAAUAUCAAUAACCUUUGCGCGAAUACGUGUACGUUACUUUAAGUUAGGCUAAACUAUAUAUUCAUAUAUUAUCAGUAUAAGUGCUAUACACUAUUGAGUCGUAUUUAACAAAUGUUCCAAGUCGUUCGAAGUUAUAGGCAUAGCUCCGAUGAGGAUUGGCAGAUACAUAUUUACAACAACGUUGAAGCUUCAACCACAAUUAAGAAGAAUAAAUGGCAAUAUGAAACCGUGUUAAGAUUAUCAAUAUUGAAUGAUUAAAAUCCUAUACAAAAAAACAAUGCACUGACAUUCGGGAAUAAAGGAACCGUUCAAGCUUCUGACGUGACCCGUCGAACCCGUGGAAGCGUAAUACCAAAUUACAGACGAAGUUACUAUCCGACACAGUGCACCAUUCAGAAAACCGUCAUCAUGUAGAUCAUUACAAACAGCA
Messenger RNA from Sabethes cyaneus, 9073 nucleotides. RefSeq lists its product as uncharacterized. The coding region runs from base 824 to 7081 and encodes 2085 amino acids. The record is from RefSeq and is a predicted model, not a curated record. NCBI's taxonomy places the organism in Eukaryota, Metazoa, Arthropoda, Insecta, Diptera, Culicidae. Gene Ontology annotation, molecular function: glutamate synthase (NADH) activity; FMN binding; flavin adenine dinucleotide binding. The transcript has 12 exons.